CUCUGGAUGAAAAAGUGAUAUCUCUCAUUUCUACUGAAUUAAUUUGAUCUGUUGCUUGUCACAGAGGCAAACGAAUCAUGUAUUCGCUGAAAUGUUUUGCUGUUUUGGCCAUCACUUAUGUCAUCACAGUGUUAGGAUCUCACAUCUGCCUGUCUGAACCCGCUGUCACAUGUUCUUGCCAACUUCAGUGGCAAUUGUGGCAGAACGGGUGUUAUCGCCUGACUCCUUCACGGCAUUCUUGGGAUGACGCCAAGAAAGCUUGCAAAGACAUGGAAGGCAAGAUGGCCGCUCCCCGCUCGAUCGAGGAAUUGAAGUUCAUAGUGGAAAUGGCCCGAAAGGUUGACAGGGAUUACGUGGCAUGGAUUGCUUGUAAUGAUUUGGAGGUUGAAGGAACUUGGAAGUGUGAUGGUCAGGAAGGAAGAGAGCCCUUCCUGGCAUGGAAUACACAACAACCAGAUAAUGCAGGCAAUCAAGAUUGUGCUCUCAUAUCGGCACUUCAUAAUGACAGGAUGGAUGAUGCACGCUGUCAAGCUCAAUUGAGGGCUUUUUGUGUUCGUCAGGCAGCUUGCACUCAUCUCCCAACCCAACCCCGUCAAUACUGCCUCUCUACCGACACUCACGGCCGCCUUCUCAACUCAACCUGCCUCCUCGACCACAACAUCCGGGAGUUUAUCACCCAGGGCGUGGCCGCCUGUGGCUCAGCCUGCGCCAAGGAGCCCGGAUGCCGCUCCUUCAACAUCAAGAAAACCGAAGAAGGGAAGAAAGUAUGCCAACUGAACAACAGCACAAGCUCCGAAGAUAAGGACAAGUUUCAGAAGACCCAUUAUUUCUGUAUGUACUCAGAAGUGUGCUUCGGCUAA
This is a messenger RNA of Patiria miniata (bat star), 860 nucleotides long. Its product is annotated as perlucin-like protein. The transcript has a single exon. Lineage: Eukaryota; Metazoa; Echinodermata; Asteroidea; Valvatida; Asterinidae. The record is from RefSeq and is a predicted model, not a curated record. The coding region runs from base 78 to 860 and encodes 260 amino acids.